Molecule: messenger RNA, 2640 nt
Organism: Auanema sp. JU1783
Lineage: Eukaryota; Metazoa; Nematoda; Chromadorea; Rhabditida; Rhabditidae
Source: the annotation of a GenBank genome assembly
AUGAAGUCGCCCGGCCAUGUGAUAUCUUUGCGAAUUCGCCAUUUUUUCAAAGCUGUCGGCGUAUUAGUUUACAGAUAUCCGGCUCCCUUUUUCUGGUUACCUGUUCUUCUGACAGUUACAUCGGCUUUAGGAUUGCUGCGAUUUCAUGAAGAAAAUAGGAUUUGGUAUCUAUACAGUCCAUCUGGAGCUGAUUCACAUUAUGAACAUGCUGUAGCCAAUGAGUUUUUCAACGAUCGAGGGGGAAAGUUUUGGUUAGAGUUGACAAUCACGGCGAAAGAUUUACAAAAUCUGCUUCGACAAGAUUAUUUUGAUGAAGUCGUCUCGCUGGCUGAAUAUCUUCAAUACAACUUCACUGUAGAUUGUAAUGUUAAGAAUCAGAAAGAUUGUUCGUUCGAUAAUCUCUGCUCGGGAAGUAGUUGCAAUGAGAAUCAAGUUAUUCCAUUAUUCAAUCUUAUAUAUCGAAAUGCUUCAUCGAGAUUGCAUCCCAAUUUCCGAUUAACUUUCCCAACCAUGCAUUUGUACAAUGAUGAAUACUAUGUGGGAGAACACUUUGGAGGAGUUGAAAUUGAUUCAAAAACCAAUGUAAUCUCAUCCGUGACAGUUGUGGUUCUUUACUUCCGUACUGAUCGUCAAAAUGAAAUCAUUGCGGAUACUCUGUCCAGAUGGGAAUACAAACUAUUCGAUUAUGUUGAACAUUUUCAACAUCCCAUACUCAAUAUUACGGUGAAUAGUGAUUCUAUGAUAGCCAAGGAGGUUCGUGCCAAUGGAGUUGCAUGUGUACCUUACUUCUCUAUAUCUGUUGCAUUUGUAUUUUGUUUUAUUCUAAUUACAAACCGUCGUGAACACUUUCAAAUCACGCAUUCGAUGGUGAUGGCUCUUCUCGGAAUUAUGGGACCUCUUAUGGCAGUCGGAACAACGUUUUGUCUUCUGUUCUUAUUCGGUUACCCAUUCAAUUCUAUAACUCUUGUGAUGCCUUUCCUCAUCAUUGGAGUUGGGUCUGAUGAUGUGUUUAUCAUCAUCCACGCCAUGCGUAAAACCGAUAAGAGAAAAGGAUUGGAGCAUCAAAUUGCUGAAACAAUGGAAGAAGCAGGACCUUCUAUAACUGUUACAUCAGUAACAAACAUUCUCUCGUUCGGAAUCGGAGUUUUAACAACAACACCAGCUAUUUCAAUUUUCUGCCUGUACACAGCUGUUGGUGUAACAGUGGACUUCAUUUAUCAAUUGACUUUCUUUGUCGCUGCACUUGUCUAUGAGGAAAAGAGAUUGAUGAAAAAUGCCGAAAAGCCUCCAAUUGAAGAAUCGGAACCUAAGAAAAUGGCUUUGUCAGCUCAACCUUCUGUACGCAGUGUUCUACCUGGCAAAUCUAAUGGCAUUGUAUCGAGAUAUUGUCGUUUCUUAAAGAUGUGGCAGACUCGUGUCGGCUUACUAAUAAUCAUGAUUGCUUAUUGGACAGCUUCAUUGUAUGGUUGUGCUAAUAUGGAAAUCAAAAUGGAUACCACAAAUCUUGUAAUGAAAGAUAGUCCAUUGCAUAAUGUUGCUCAUAUAUAUGAGAAAUAUCUGUGGAGCGAAGGACAAUUGGUGUUAGUAUUCGUUAAUUCACCUCCAGAUUUAUCUGUUGAGAGAAAUCAACAGGCAAUGUUUGAACUAGUGGAUCGCUUUGAAAGGCUUCCAUAUUCUAUGGGGCGAAAUUCAACUUCCUUCUGGCUACGUUCGUUCUUGUAUCAGAGCACUCUCUAUCAUAACGAAAAGAACUUCUAUAAGUUGAUUGACACGUGGUUGAAGGAUCCGGAAAAUGGGGGUUCUCGAUGGAAUGACAUGAUUCGCCUUGAACGCGAUACAAACAAUGAUGUUGUUGGUGUUAAUAAAUUUAUGUUCGCGACGGCAUGUGCUAUGGGGAAAGAUGCUAGUUGGUUGACACGUGCAAAGCUUCAACACUCUUGGAGAGGUCUUGCUCAUGAAUACGAUCAUUUCAACGUUACUGUUUUCCAAGCGUACUCGUUCUAUAUUGAUCAGUUAGACUCGAUUGGCAGCAACACGCUCUCUACUGUAGUUGUUGCCGCGAUCACUAUGGAUUUGGCUUGCUUCCUCAUGAUUCCUCAUGCAUCAUCUAUUAUCACCAGCUCCAUAGCAAUGUUAUCGAUAAAUAUCGGUGUCUUCGGUUUGCUUUCCGUAUGGCAUGUAAACCUUGAUCCUAUCACCAUGUGCACUACACUGAUGAGUAUAGGAUUUUCUGUCGAUUUCACGGCUCAUAUUAGUUAUCACUACUAUCGAAAUCCUAGAUCGUGGACAACUGAUGAGCGAUUAGCUGAUGCUCUAAGAUCCAUCGGCUGGCCCAUGAUUCAAGCUGGUGUUUCAACUAUAUUCUGUGUGUCACCGCUGCUCUUCAUCGACUCCUACAUGGUCUUGGUCUUUUUGAAAACUAUUUUCCUUGUGAUUCUAUUAGGAUUACUGCAUGGAAUUAUAUUUUUACCGGCACUGCUACUAACUGUUGUAUGUUCGUCCGAUAUAGUUGAACCAGAGGUUGUUGCACUUCCUGACCAGAAGCGUACUGAAAGUUGCAUCACUAUGGAUUCCGAAAAGAGAAGCGAUGUUGACUUGGUUUCUCGUGAUUCUAGUGGUAUCUUUAUCUUCAUGGAUUGA